CAUCUCCGAGUCCGUGGUGCACACGGCCGUCAUGGGGCUGCUGCUCGUGAGCGGCGAGACCCAUCACACGCUACUCCUGGGCUCCGGCCACAUCGGCCUCAGGAAUUUGGGCAACACGUGCUUCAUGAACGCCGUGCUGCAGUGCCUGAGCAGCACGCGGCCGCUGCGCGACUACUGCCUGCGCAAGGAGUUCCAGCAGGAGCCGCCCGGCGGCCCCCGCGCCCCCCAGGAGCUCACCGAAGCCUUCGCGGACGUCAUCAGCGCCCUGUGGCACCCGGACUCCACGGAGGCCGUGAACCCCGGGCGCUUCAAGGCCGUCUUUCAGAAAUACGUCCCGUCCUUCACGGGCUACAGCCAGCAGGAUGCCCAGGAAUUCCUCAAGUUCUUCAUGGACCGGCUGCACGUGGAGAUCAACCGGAAAGGCCGCAGGACGCCCAGCAUCCUGUCGGACGCCAAGCGGCCCUCGGUGCUGGAGGACUCGGAGCUGCUGAGUGACGACGAACGCGCCAACCAGAUGUGGAAGCGGUACCUGGAGAGGGAGGACAGCAAGAUAGUGGAUCUGUUCGUGGGGCAGCUCAAGAGCUGCCUCAAGUGCCAGGCCUGCGGCUACCGCUCCACCACCUUCGAAGUGUUUUGCGACCUCUCCCUGCCCAUCCCAAAGAAGGGCUUUGCCGGCGGGAAGGUCUCGCUCCACGACUGCUUCAGCCUCUUCACCAAGGAGGAGGAGCUGGACUCGGAGAACGCUCCGGUGUGUGACAAGUGCCGGCAGAGGACGCGGAGCACCAAGAAGCUCACGAUCCAGCGCUUCCCCCGCAUCCUGGUGCUCCACCUCAACAGGUUCUCCACCACGCGCUACUCCAUCAAGAAAUGCUCCGUGUUCGUGGACUUCCCCCUGCAGCAGCUCAACCUGAAGGAGUUCGCCAGCGAGAAGGCAGGUGAGGAGGAG
Messenger RNA from Nothoprocta perdicaria, 946 nucleotides. RefSeq names its product ubiquitin specific peptidase 21 (gene USP21). The record is from RefSeq and is a predicted model, not a curated record. The annotation marks the transcript as partial. Gene Ontology annotation, cellular component: cytoplasm. The transcript is spliced from 10 exons. Gene Ontology annotation, biological process: protein deubiquitination. Gene Ontology annotation, molecular function: cysteine-type deubiquitinase activity. NCBI's taxonomy places the organism in Eukaryota, Metazoa, Chordata, Aves, Tinamiformes, Tinamidae.